This is a messenger RNA of Helicoverpa armigera (cotton bollworm), 1824 nucleotides long. RefSeq lists its product as uncharacterized. The transcript is spliced from 2 exons. Bases 127 to 1293 code for a protein of 388 amino acids. The record is from RefSeq and is a predicted model, not a curated record. Lineage: Eukaryota; Metazoa; Arthropoda; Insecta; Lepidoptera; Noctuidae.
GGCGUUAGCACACUGACGCCGCAAACCGCGAUAGCGAACAGGAAAAAGCGGUAAACAAGCGAAAUUUAAGCGGUCGUUUUCACACCGCAUUUCAGUAUCGCAUUUUCCUAUUCAUUUUAGUGCAACAUGUCGUUUGAGUCAGACUGGUUUCUUUCUGAAUCUGAAGAAGAAGAACUAUUACUUCUUGUAUCGACAUUAAGAAAAAGACGAAGAAUAUGGGUUCAUGAAAUUAAUCAAAAAAGAAAGAAGCUUGGAGAAAAUAAAUUAUGCAAAGAACUACAGCAGCAUAGUGAUCGUUUUUUCACUUAUUUUAGAAUGUCGCCUGAAACUUUUGAUUACUUGCACAACCAACUUCAGCCAUAUAUCCAGAAGAAAAAUACAAACUUCAGGGAAAGUAUAUCCUCAAAGGAAAGAUUGGCAAUAUGUUUAAGAUUUUUGGCUACGGGCGAUACUUUUACUACUAUUUCAUCUUCAUACCGAAUGGGUAUAAGCACCGUUUCAAGUAUAGUUUCUGAAGUUUGUGAAGCUAUUUGGAAAGUAUUGCAGCCAAUAUACAUUCCAGUACCAACUCUACAGACAUGGGAGCAAAUAUCAGAAGGAUUUUAUACAAUAUGGGGCUUUCCAAACUGCCUUGGGAGUAUUGAUGGAAAACAUAUAACUAUCAAGUCUCCACCUAACAGUGGAUCGAUGUUUUAUUGCUACAAAAAUAAAUUUUCUAUCGUUCUUCUGGCGCUAGUUGAUGCACAUUAUAAGUUCAUUUAUAUAGAUGUUGGAUCAUACGGCAAGGAUUCAGAUAGUACAAUUUUUGAAAAUUCAACACUCUACAAACUUGUAAAAGGAAGGAAAAUGGAAUUGCCUGCAUCUAAACCUUUACCAGGUUGUGAAAACCCUACACCACACGUGUUCAUCGGCGAUGGAGGUUUUAGAUUGGAAACUUUUCUAAUGAGACCGUUUACUAGAGAAUCAAUAAUAAAUGAUCCUGAUAAAAAAAAAUUUAAUCGUGCAUUAAGUAGAGCUAGAGUUGUCGUAGAAUGUGCAUUCGGAAUAUUGGCCCAGAAGUUUCGUAUAUUUUUGAGACCCUUUGAAACUGAUAUAAACAAUACCGUAAAAGUCGUCAAAGCAGCAGCAUGUCUACACAAUUAUUUACAAGAUAUGGAAAGUGCCUAUGUGUAUGAAAACCAAAAUUCUACUAAUCCUUUGGGAGCAUUUGUAUCCAUACAACCAAACAGACAUAGGGCAAAUAAUGAAGCGUUUGAUGUUAGACAAAAUUUUGUGAAUUAUUUUAAAAGCUAGUUUCUGUAAUUAAAUGGAAUGCAUUGUACACAUCUACAGUUUUUAAAACAUCCUUUAAGAUUAUUCCAAACGGACCCCAUGGCUCUGACCCAGUAAGGAGUCCUUAUGAGGAGUCCGUCAGAAUUCAAAAUACCUAAUUUCAUGCUCAUCCACCCUACCGAAAGUUGUAUGGGGUCGGUAGGGAUGAAAACAUCCUAUCUGCCCCUACGUCUUAAUAACCAUUUAUUUAAUUUUUUUUCUUUCUUGAACGCGUAACUUUGCAUUAAUUUGUAUUAAACCGCAGUUAAGGGCCAGGUAAACGUUCAAACUUGUUUGUCAAACUUUACGUUUUCUUCAAACAACCGCGUACACGAUCAAACCAAGGAACAAAAUGAUUUUCAUUAAACGCUUCAAACACGUAGAUCAACGUAGAUUGUUUGACAAACACUUCAAACACAGCCGCACACUCUCAAAAAAAUUGAUAAACACGUAAAAUUUGACAAACACGUUUGAUCGUUUACCGGGCACUUUAGGUUAAAUUCAACUCACCAU